Messenger RNA from Clarias gariepinus (North African catfish), 2433 nucleotides. RefSeq names its product chromodomain Y-like protein 2. Lineage: Eukaryota; Metazoa; Chordata; Actinopteri; Siluriformes; Clariidae. The transcript has 7 exons. The record is from RefSeq and is a predicted model, not a curated record. Gene Ontology annotation, cellular component: nucleus. Gene Ontology annotation, molecular function: transcription corepressor activity. Bases 134 to 1642 code for a protein of 502 amino acids.
UCCUGCGGCUGCCUGAGAGCGGAGCGACACGGCAGCCUGAGUUAAAGACGCGGCUUUACCGGGACUCAGAAACACACGGGGGGAGAGGAGAGGGGAAAAAGAUCAUCCCGAAGAGGCAGCUCGGCACUCAAGGAUGGCUUCGGGGGAGCUCUACGAGGUACUGUGUAGUCCUGAUGAUCAGAUCUGGGUGGAACGGAUCGUGGACAAGCGGAAGAACAAAAAGGGCAAGUGGGAAUAUCUAAUCCGAUGGAAAGGCUACGGGAGCAAAGAGGACACGUGGGAACCUGAGCACCACCUCUUGCACUGUGAAGAGUUCAUCGAUCAGUUCAACAACCUCCGUCUGCAAGACAGGCGCUCCAAACCAGCCAAAACCAGCACACAUGCCAGGGGCCGGGACGGCUCCAGACCCCACGGGGAAACGCGGAAAAAGAAAAGGACUAGCGGGGGAGGAGCUCCGGGACCAGGUGUCCCACAUAAACCGAGGAAAAUGAGUGGAGGGAAAGCGCCAGGGGACAGAAUGAGCAAACCUGUGACUUAUAAGCGAGUGGAUGCGGGACUUCAGUUUGUGCCUCCCAUCAGACGCCAUACGAAUGGACUUCAGAACGGAGACACGGACCCGCUGCAUUAUAGGACUACUUCCAGGACACAGGGUGUCCCGAGCAGCCGGGUGGAGAGGAUGAUGGGUGAGAUGGAGAUGAGCGGAGCUGCAGCACCGCCACCGCUCAGAGAUGAAUUGGGUUCACCGCUCCUAAAUGGAGAUGCGCAUUUACACAGCUCAGCCAAGCGGAAACUGGCCGAAGACAAAGGCUACAUUUUCGACAAGAGGCUGAGGUACAAUGUCCGGCAGAGCGAGACGAAUUACAGAUUCAGGGACAUCGUCGUGAGGAAGGAAGAAGGAUUCACACACGUCCUGCUGUCCAGCCAGACGUCGGAUAACAACGCACUGACGCCAGAGAUCAUGAAGGAGGUGUGUCGAGCUCUGGGUACAGCGGCGGUGGACGACAGUAAGCUGCUGUUGCUCAGCGCGGUGGGCAGCAUCUUCUGCAGCGGCCUGGACGCCUCGUACCUGAUCGGCCGCCUCUCCACCGACCGCAGGAAAGAGAGCAGCAGGAUCGCCGAGGCUGUGAGGGAUUUUGUAAAAGCUUUCAUCCACUUUAAGAAGCCCAUCGUUGUGGCCAUCAACGGUCCCGCUCUGGGUUUGGGCGCCUCCAUCCUUCCUCUGUGUGACAUCGUGUGGGCCAGCGAGCGGGCCUGGUUCCAAACCCCGUGUGCCGCGCUACGCCUAACGCCCUGCGGCUGCUCCUCGUACACCUUCCCUCAGAUCCUGGGUGUGGCUCUGGCCAACGAGAUGCUGUUCUGUGGGAGGAAGCUGACGGCGCAGGAGGCGUGUAGCCGAGGUCUGGUCUCGCAAGUCUUCUGGCCGACGACCUUUAACCAGGAAGUCCUGCUGCGGGUGAAGGAGAUGGCGGCCUGCAGCGCUCUGGUCCUGGAGGAGUCUAAGUGCAUGGUGCGCGGCAUCCUGAAGUCCAUGCUAGAGGAGGUGAACGAGAAGGAGUGCCAGAUGCUGAAACAGCUGUGGUGCUCCACCAAGGGCCUGGAGGCUCUCUUCUCCUACUUACAGCAUAAAGGUUACAACGCCUAAAUGUCUCACACGGCCAGCGUGACCGCCGCCGCCCCCCAGUCGCCCCCACCCAGAGCAGACCAUGAUGUCAUGUACUUUAAACAAAAUGAAUAUAAGCCAAGAAGUCAUGUUUAUUAUUAUUAUUAUUAUUAUUAUUAUUAUUAUAUAUUAUUAUAUUCUGAUUCUAAUUAUUUAUAAUCCCGACUCUGUAUGAGGGUUCUUUUCGAGGACACUUCCAGACCAGCAUUCGAAACACUGCUAAUUCUUAUGACUUAUUGAAAUGCCUUUAAUGUUGUGGUUCUUUAUUUAUUUAAAAGAAAAUAGAAAAAAAGCCAUUUUGCAUACAAGUGCAAACAAAUAAUUCAAUAAUCCUGUGUAGAUGUACAGUGUAGAUAAGUGUGGUUGUUUAAUUUAUUGUCACUCUCAUGUCUAAUGGGGUGAAGUUCAUACCAAAGGUCCUUGGGGAAAUUAUGCUAAUUAUUAUAAUAAUUAUUAUUAUUAGAUUUUCUUUUCCUUUUCUUAAACCUUAAACACGUUCUUGUCAUACACCAUCGUGGUUGUGAUGGCGACAGUGCAAUAGUGACGGGUUUGUCGUGAAGUGUCGAUGGAAUGCCAUCCCUCCUGUUUUUUUUUUUCUUUUUUCUUUUGUCCUUUUGUUAAACGUCAAUUACCGUCUCUGUCGUCGGUUCUGAAUGUGAUGAUCGACUCUCUUCAUGUUUGAUUAGAGGGAUGAAAAAAUUCUUUUUAGAGCAGUAGGUGCUCUAAAGAAAAUACACCCCCCCCUACACACACACACACACACACACACACAC